AUGACGACUAUAUCUCCACCAUCUUACGAGGAAACCCUCGCCGAGGCCAAACGCUUGCUAGCCCAACCUCUCACCGCCGACGAAAAAAUCGAAUUCGCCAAAGAAGCCAUAAAGGUCCUCGAAGACGACGAGCAGGUCGAGCAAUUUGAAAAGGACAUCGAGAAUGUUGGUACAGCUGCUAUUCAGAUUGACCAAGCCUUUGACCGUGUCAAUCGCGGCUUCAAAGACAUGGUCGACAAUCGCGGCCGCGAUUUCCCAGAGCUUGCCGGCUACAAAAAGGAAUGGGAAAGCUAUAAGGAGCGCUGGGUCAAGUACCUGUGGGACUCCCGGGAUGUAGCAUCCGAAAUGAGUGCAACCCUCAAACGAUAUGACCAAGUCUUUCUUGACUUGAUUGAAAAUAUAAAGACUGAUAAGGACCGCGAGGACAUAAUCCAGGAGCUUGCACAGUUCAGCGGAGAAAAACACGGAACUGCAGCGCAAAUGGCGAUCAAUUUCAGGAACCUCGAAAUGGAUGUCAGACAUUUUGGCGAGAGAUUUGAAGCAUACCUAGAACAGAAAAAGGUGGAACUCGACCAACUAGCGACAGAUUUGAAAGUCACGAUCGAUAAACUUCAAGGACAGAUUUCAACCUGGAAUGAGAAGGCAUGUUUUCCGUCCUUUUAA
Molecule: messenger RNA, 663 nt
Organism: Fibroporia radiculosa
Lineage: Eukaryota; Fungi; Basidiomycota; Agaricomycetes; Polyporales; Fibroporiaceae
Exons: 5
Coding region: 1-663 (220 amino acids)
Source: RefSeq, a predicted model, not a curated record